Molecule: messenger RNA, 1434 nt
Organism: Adineta ricciae
Lineage: Eukaryota; Metazoa; Rotifera; Eurotatoria; Adinetida; Adinetidae
Source: the annotation of a GenBank genome assembly
AUGGCCAGAGCAACUACAACCACCUGUUUUACAUGUAGACGGAGUAACGCUGCGUACUUAUGUGUAAAUUGUUCACAAUACUUCUGUUUCGCACAUUUGGAAGAGCAUCGUCAGUUAAUUGAAGAUCAGUUUAAUAGUAUAGAAGAUCACCGCAAUAGUCUUCUUCAAACACUCAAUGAACAGAAAUCCAAUGUAUCAAAACAUCCUCUUAUACAGCAAAUUAAUAAAUGGGAAUGUGAUUCAAUUCAUAGAAUUCAACAAGUGGCAGAAGAAUCGAGACAAUCCUUAGUUCAACCCAUUGAGAGACAUAUUCAUAAAGUUUUAGUUAAAUUAAACGAACUAAGUGAACAACUGAAACAAACUCGACGAGAAAAGGACAUUAACGAAACUAUUUUACAGAAAUAUGAAGACGCAUUGAAACAAUUAACAAAAGAGCUGAACAAACUACGAAAUAUUUCCAUCAGAGAGGAGAUUUCAUCAUUUAUAACCAAAAUAUCAGUUGUCACACUUUCUCCACAACUGUCUAUUCCCACUGUUCCCAAUGAUGCGAAAUGGAUGCAGAAAGGAAUUACUUUGGUCGGAGGAAAUGAAUCAGGUAAUCAAUUACAACUGUAUCAUCCGAAUGGUUUAUAUGUAGAUGAUAAUGGCGAGACUCUCUAUAUUGCUGACUGUUUUAACCAUCGUGUUGUAAAAUGGCAGCAUGAUAUGGUCUGUGGACAAGUCAUUGCUGGCGGAAAUGGCCAAGGAAAUGAAAAUAAUCAAUUAAGUUAUCCAAGAAGUAUAGUUUUCGAAAAAGAGACUGAUUCGUUAAUCAUCUGCGAUGCGGGUAAUAGACGUAUAAUGCGAUGGCCGCGUCGAAGCGAUGCAAAUGGAGAAAUACUAAUCUCAGAUAUAGAUUGUUGGGAUUUAAUCAUUGAUAACGAUGGAUAUCUUUAUGCAUCUGAUGUUAAAAAAAAUGAAGUAAAACGAUGGAAAAUAGGAGAUAUAAAUGAAACAUUGGUGAUUGGUGGUAAUGGGCGUGGAAAAGCGCUCAAUCAACUUCAUUUUCCGACAUAUAUUUAUGUCGACCAAGAUUAUUCAAUCUAUGUGUCGGAUUCUGAGAAUCAUCGCAUAAUGAAAUGGAUAAAAGGUGCAAAAGAAGGACUUGUUGUUGCUGGUGGAAAUGGACGAGGCAAUGGUUUGAAUCAAUUGUCAUUCCCUCGUGGUAUACUUGUCAAUCAGUUAGGUACUGUGUAUGUUGCUGAUACUUUUAAUCAUCGAGUGAUGCGCUGGACCAAAGGAGCAUCACAAGGUGACGUCAUCGUGGGUGGAAAGGGAAAUGGAACGCAGGCACAUCAAUUGAACCUUCCUGUUGGAUUAUCAUUCGAUCAUCAGAACAAUCUUUAUGUUGUCGAUAAUCAUAAUCAUCGAAUACAAAAAUAUAAUAUUGAGUAA